AUGGCGGCGGCUCCCGUGGGCCCCGACGCCGAGCCGUGGUGCCCGUACAAGGUGCUGAGCCAGGGCCGAGGGGACGGCGGCGGCCGCCUCUGCUUCCGCCCCCCGGCGCGGGGCUUCCAGUGCGCGCCGCGGCGCUGCAAGGCGCACCGCUCGCCGGGGCGCGCCCUGGUGGCCAACGUGCUCCUCAACGGCAGCGUCCUCCUGCAGUGGGGCUGGCCGCCCGCCGGGGCCGGGGCCGGCCUGCGCGGCUUCUCGCUCGCCUGCUCGUGGGAAGGCGCCUACACGCGCUUCCAGUGCGACACCGUCCAGCUGGGCGCCUCCUGCCGGGACUACCUGCUGCCGGACGCGCACGGCAGCGUCCGCUACCGCCUCUGCUUGCGCGCCCUCUCGGCCGGCGCCAACGAGAGCCGCGGCCCCGAUCCCUCGCCCGGGCCCCCCGAGUGCGUGGAGUUCACCGUCGAGCCGGCCGGCAUGCGGGACAUCGUCGUCGCCAUGACGGCCGUCGGGGGCUCCAUCUGCGUCAUGCUGGUGCUCAUCUGUCUCCUGGUGGCCUACCUGACCGAGAACCUCACGCCGCCCCCGCCGCCGCCGCCAGCAAGGCCUCCGUCUCGGCCGAGAGGGCCGACGGAGGCGCCCGGCGCCGGGGCAAGACCUGCGGGGAUGCCGCCUGGGGAGGCGUGGUGACUCAGAAGGCAAGCCCCGCUGGGGAUUUUUACUCCCAGCUUUGGAACAGAUCCUUGCCCUGGGAGAGCUGCCUAAGGAUGUCUGCCUGCCAUAGACCUUUCUCAUCUGUUCUUCAACUAUAGGUUGGAGCUCUGACUCGGUAAACAGAUGGGAUGCUCAUCGCUUUCCACAGGGAAGCCUGUUCCACCGCUGGCACAAAGACCUGCAGCAUCCACAUCCGUCAAACGUAUGGCGCCUCUUCAUCCAUCCUGAAACGAGCUGUUCUGUCAGCCAGCUUCCCUCCACACCCAGACCGUAGAUGGAAAGGCAUCUUAAAUAGGAGAGACCACCGUGUCUCUAUCUGGCUGACAUCCGAUUGCUUAGCAUUUUCGUAACUGGCUUCAGAGAGUUACCAGCCUCUCGAAUUUGGUGAGAGAGGCUCUGAAGCGGAAGGCAGGACCCCAGAUCGGAUGUAAACGGGACACUCUGGGGUUUGAAGCAACCUUCUCAAAGUUUUCUGCACCGUCGGAGCAGGUUCCUGCUCGGCUGGGGUGGCAUCCAGCAAUACUGGCGUUUCAGUCGUGACUCUGGGUACGUUUUGUCCUUCAGACUUUGGUUGUCAGCACAAAGAGAUGGUUCUCUUAACAAAAA
Molecule: messenger RNA, 1314 nt
Organism: Gekko japonicus
Lineage: Eukaryota; Metazoa; Chordata; Lepidosauria; Squamata; Gekkonidae
Gene: FNDC10
Product: chromosome unknown open reading frame, human C1orf233
Exons: 2
Coding region: 1-684 (227 amino acids)
Source: RefSeq, a predicted model, not a curated record